CAUUAAUCGAAUAAGAAGUAAAAAGUUAUUGCUAUUAUGAGACCUAUCAACAACAAUUCGGAGCAAAAUCUAAGUUGGUUAGAAGAAGAGGAAAAUGAUUAUUUUCAUAUGGAAUUCGAGGACAAUGAACAAUUCUCUGAUGCUGAAUCACGUCAUAGUGAACACGAUACUGACACUGAGCAGUCUGAAGAAUCUGGUGAAGCAGGCGAAGAUGAUCAAGGAGUUGAAGACAAUAAUAAAGAUACCUCAAAUAAUUAUACUCAGGAUGGAAAACGUCUUUUAUUAGGAAAGGAUAAGAAAACAAUAUGGUAUCACAAUCCACCUAACCACAGAGUAAGAACCAAAAAACAUAACCUCGUUAUUCGUGUACCUGGACCGAAAGGUGUUGCUAAAGAGGCAAAAACUAUUUUAGAGUGUUGGGAAUUGUUUUUUGAUAAUUCCAUGAUUGAAAAAAUAGUUAAUUAUACAAAUAUUUAUUUGCAAAAAAUUGCAUCACUGUAUCGUGGUCAAAGAGAUUCAACACCAACAAAUGUCAUUGAAAUUCGUGCUCUCUUCGGCUUGCUUUAUUUUCUUGGUAUGAGAAAAGCUGCACACUUAAACUUAAAAGAACUCUGGGCAACUGAUGGCACAGCACCAGAUCUUUAUAGAGCAGUCAUGAGUUAUGGUCGAUUUUGUACAUUAUUAUCAUCACUUAAAUUAGAUGACAUGAAUGAUCGGGAUGAAAGAAAGAAAAUCGAUAAUCUUGCAGCAGUUCGCGAGUUUUAUGAAAAAUUUAAUACUAAAUGUGAAGAAAAUUAUGUGCCAGGAUCGUGCGUCACUGUGGAAGAAAUGUUAGAAAGCUUUCGGGGAAGAUGCAAAUUUCGCCAGUAUAUACGAAACAAACCUACUAAGUACGGAAUUAAAAUAUAUUCUCUUGUUGAUUCAAGAACAUUUUAUACUGUGGAAAUGGAAAUUUAUGCAGGCAAACAACCACCUGGAAAAUAUGAUGUCUCUAAUUCGGCAUUUGAUGUUGUCAAAAGAAUUACUGCACCAAUACUGAAUACAGGAAGAAAUGUAACAUUUGAUAAUUAUUUUACAUCAGUUCCUCUGUUAUUAGAUUUAUUGAAGAAUCAUAGGACAACAGCUGUUGGAACCAUAAGAUUAAAUAAAAGGGAAAUUCCACAAGAUUUUCUAUGUGUUAAAAAUCGAGAAAUUUGUAGCAGUAGAUUUUUGUUUUCAGAUUGUAGUACGUUAAUGUCAUACGUACCAAAAAAAUCAAAAAAUGUUCUUUUGAUUUCAACUCUACAUAAUGAUGCUGUGAUUGAUAAAAGUACAGGUGAUAAAAAGAAACCUGAAAUUUUAUCAUUUUAUAAUGUAACCAAAGGAGCUGUUGAUACAGUGGAUGAAAUGAAAUCAAACUAUACUGUUGCUCGCGAGACACACAGAUGGCCCAUAGUCAUUUUAUACUCUUUUUUAAAUAUUGCUGUUAUCAAUAGCCACGUGAUUUGGAAAGCCAACACUGAAGUAGAGAAGACUACAAGAGAUUUCAUCAAAGAACUUUCAUCACAAUUGUUUCAACCUCAUCUACAAACACGGAUGCAAAUGUCAAACUUAAGCUUGGAUUUGCGUCGCAUCAUUUCAAAGGUCGGAGGAAUACCUGUAGUGACACAUGAACGAACAAGUGACGGAUUAUGUGGCUACUGUCCACGAAGAAAAAACAUAAAAACAAAAAAAAGUUGUUCCCAGUGCUCUGUUUGUAUAUGUCUGAAACAUACAAUUUUUUAUUGUUUAAAUUGUCAACCAGGCAAUAACAAUUUACACUAAUUAUUCGAAUAUGAUGUAUUCUUCUCCAAAUUCAGUUAAAAAAAUGUAUUAGGUAUUUAUAAAUAUCUAAGAUAAACUAGUCCAUAUAAUUGAGACAAAAAAAAUUAUAUGAGUUGCUCAAUUACUAUUAAUAUUAUUAUAUUGUUGCUCAAAUGACUGGAAAUAUAUUUGCUGUGUUAUUAGAUUAAUACAUA
Chelonus insularis is the source of this 1997-nucleotide messenger RNA. Its product is annotated as piggyBac transposable element-derived protein 4-like. The record is from RefSeq and is a predicted model, not a curated record. The coding region runs from base 37 to 1803 and encodes 588 amino acids. NCBI's taxonomy places the organism in Eukaryota, Metazoa, Arthropoda, Insecta, Hymenoptera, Braconidae. The transcript has 2 exons.